Coniophora puteana RWD-64-598 SS2 is the source of this 1953-nucleotide messenger RNA. RefSeq names its product DEAD-domain-containing protein. Bases 37 to 1764 code for a protein of 575 amino acids. The record is from RefSeq and is a predicted model, not a curated record. The transcript is spliced from 8 exons. NCBI's taxonomy places the organism in Eukaryota, Fungi, Basidiomycota, Agaricomycetes, Boletales, Coniophoraceae. Gene Ontology annotation, molecular function: ATP binding; RNA helicase activity; nucleic acid binding.
GUUCUGCCCUCAUAACCAACUCUCCUCCUCUUGUUCAUGCCUUUCACAGACGUUCAACAUCCGCGGACAUCUCCGCAAGGAUCAUCCGGAAGCCACUCAAACGAUUUCGACGAAGACCACUCGGGACAUGGUACUCACCUUCACAAAAGAAUCCGUUUAUCUUCAGCGUCCACUUCAUCGGGCGUCAGCGACGACGACGAAUUGAGUUACUUCGAAGAGGAUCGUGAUCCUCAAUCAGGAGACUCGUCCGGUGAUGAGGACAUCCCAAAAGAGACUGUACAAGUCUCAAGUCGCGUUACUUUCGGCAAGAGGGUAAGCGAAAGCCCAGCUCAUACAGCGGUGAACAGAUCAACGCAUCCGAAGUCUUUCGCGGACAUGGACAUCCAUCAAUCCCUCAUCUCUACCCUGUCUCGAAUGUCAAUACGAACGCCAACGGAGAUUCAGGCCGCUUGCAUACCCCCAUUGCUAAAUGGUCGUGAUUGCAUAGGGAACGCGCAGACGGGAUCAGGUAAAACCAUAGCUUUUGCCAUCCCUAUACUCCAAAAACUCGCCGACGAUCCUUAUGGAAUCUUUGCACUUGUGCUCACUCCAACGAGAGAGUUAGCUUUCCAGAUAGGCGAACAGUUUGCGGUCCUCGGCGCCCCUCUGAGUGUGCGCACAUCAGUUAUCGUCGGAGGGAUGGACAUGAUGGCGCAGGCACUUGAGCUAGAUGCACGACCUCACAUCGUUGUAGCCACUCCGGGACGCAUGGUUGACCAUCUUCGAAGUAGCAGUGGGCAGUGGAGUUUGGCGCGGACCAAAUAUCUGGUCUUAGAUGAGGCCGACCGACUCCUCACGGCAACAUUUGCUCCAGAGUUGGAGCACCUGUUCAACAUAUUACCCAAGGAUCGCCAAACCUGCCUUUUCACUGCAACACUGACCCAAGCAAUCGAGAAUCUCGCUUCGGCUUCCCCCAAACCUGGCAAGGAUAGACCGUUCGUUCAUCGUUCGCAUUCCCGAGUCGAGACCGUCGCGACUUUGAAGCAGAAGUAUGCACUUGUUCCUUCCCACGUGCGGGAGUUGUAUUUGUAUCACAUCCUCUGUCACCCUCCCGAAAACACGGUAUCUUUAAGGCGUGCACCGCCGAACGCUGACGUCAAACCUGUCAAGAAAUCCAAGUCCGGCAAGAAACCGUCAAAACGUAAGGCUGAUGCCGAACCCAACGAGCCAGAGCAGCCCCCACCAACCAUAAUUUUCUGUCGGAAACCUCGAACUGCUGCGUACCUCACAAACCUAUUGAAGACACUGUCUAUUCGUAGCACGGCUUUGCAUUCGCGUCUUACGCAACGCGAGCGGCUCACUUCUCUUUCACUGUUCCGAUCAUUCGUUGUUCCUGUCCUUGUUUCAACGGAUGUUGGCGCUCGCGGUCUAGACAUAGAAGAUGUCGCUAUGGUGAUUAACUGGGAAUUGCCGGACGAACCUGAAGAAUACACCCACCGGGUGGGUAGAACUGCCCGAGCUGGUAGGAGUGGUUUCGCGCUUAGCUUUGUGACGGAACACGAUGAGGAGCGCUUAAACAGUAUUGAGCGACGCAUCGGAACACAACUAGAGGAAAUGCCUUUCUCUGAAUCUGAUAUCCUCGAAUCACUCAAUAGCGUUUCAACUGCAAAGAGAUUGGCGAGGAUGGAGCUGCAUGAUUCAAAUUUUGGAGAGCGAGAAAAGAUCCAUAAAAUUAAGCAAGAAAAGAGUCUGGGUCAGUCUCGAUCAGCAUCAGGCUCUCGGUAAAUCAGGGGCACUGGGUAUUGACUCUAGGACUGGGUACGCCGUCUGAUUCGUGUUGCGUCACACAUGUAAUGCCAUGAAGUGGGUCAGAAUGGAUCUAUUCUCAGACAUAUGCAUGUGGCCACAUGGGGCGGGUAUCAGCUACUAGUGUUGCCCUGUAAGACGGGUUGGAUCGCACCAAGGGCCUACGGG